Fusarium coffeatum is the source of this 198-nucleotide messenger RNA. RefSeq lists its product as uncharacterized. Lineage: Eukaryota; Fungi; Ascomycota; Sordariomycetes; Hypocreales; Nectriaceae. The transcript is spliced from 2 exons. The coding region runs from base 1 to 198 and encodes 65 amino acids. The record is from RefSeq and is a predicted model, not a curated record.
AUGAAGUUCACACUUUUCACUCUCAUCACUCUCGUCUCUGCCGCCUCUGCCGGCUUGAUCAAGCGAGUCGAUGUCAAUGUUCCCGCCAUGACAGACGGAAGCGGCAACAUUGUGGAAUUCAACGCCGCAGAGGUUCCCACCAGGAAGCGAGCCAUCGCUCAGCAGCAGCAGAAGCAGCAGAAGAAGAACAAGCAAUAA